This is a messenger RNA of Loxodonta africana (African savanna elephant), 25509 nucleotides long. It is a transcript of the gene HECTD4, whose product is annotated as HECT domain E3 ubiquitin protein ligase 4. Bases 9 to 13292 code for a protein of 4427 amino acids. The record is from RefSeq and is a predicted model, not a curated record. Gene Ontology annotation, biological process: glucose homeostasis. Gene Ontology annotation, molecular function: ubiquitin-protein transferase activity. NCBI's taxonomy places the organism in Eukaryota, Metazoa, Chordata, Mammalia, Proboscidea, Elephantidae. The transcript has 76 exons.
CCGGGGCCAUGGGCUCGUCGGCGGCCGCGGCGGCGGCGGCGGCGGCGGCCGCGGACUCGGCGCAGUGGCUCUCGGUGAAGGAAGAGACCAUCUUUCUGCAUGACGGGCUGAUCCGGGUCACCGACCUGGCCGAGCUGCCCAGCGAGAUCCUCGGGGCCCCGGAGGCCGCCGACACCGACCUGGAGAUUUUAACUUUUGAGACCAAGAACCCAACGGAAUUAGCAGAACGCUUGCGCUCUGUUUGUGGGAAUCAGAGCAAUGCCUAUGCCCGCUUGCUUGAAUACCGCCUGAAUGCCUUGCGAGGACUGUGGAAUGCCCAGCGCCAGCUGGCCUUGGAAGAGCAGCAUGAAAGGGAAAGUUCAGGUGACGAAGAAACUCUGGCUCUGCUCAAACGCCAGGGCUUGUUGCAGCAGCCUGAGCAAGCUCCCUUCACCUCGCGGAUGGGGCUCCUGCUGGUCUUCCCUCUUAUUCAGUCCCAGAGUAGAACAGACCCCUCUCUCUGUAAUAUAACUGCUGAGGUGCUAUUGAACUGCCUUCGCGACUGCCAGCCCUUGAGCUUGACCAAGGAGCCUGCUGACUGUCUCAAUGGAAUUGAAACUUUGCUGUGCUCUUGGCUGGAGGAGACUUCUGACACAGGCCGAUACAUCCCGCAUAAGCAAAAAGAAAAUGCUGCUGCCGCCCUGGUGGCUUUGGCAUGUGCCAGGGGAUCAUUGAAAACUUUUGUUCACACAGUGCAUCUGUUACAGAAACAGAGUGAUCUAGGGUCCCUGCCUGUAGCUGAUGUACUAUAUAGGCUGCUGCUUUUGGAAGGAGGACCUGGAUCACCUUCCUGUUUGCUUGGGGGCAAACACAUAGUAUCAUGGGGGUAUGAAGAUAUGUUACCAGCGCCGGAUAGCAACACUGGCUCCAGUUCUGAAAAUAAAGACGCUGACCUGGGACGCUGUCUCACAGCAGACGGCCUUUACCUGUAUACGACUAACUCAGUUGGAAGAGGAGUGAGCAAAUUGGGGUCUGGAUUACACGGUACUCUCAGAGGAUUUGUGUACUGCCGGAACGAGGAGCUGGAGCCAGGAUGGGUUGCUUUUGGCAGCGGGAGCCUUCUCCACAGGCCUGUGUCAUUUGAUAAUAAGCCUCACUCCCUUUUCCAGGUCAUCGACCAGAAUACUCUGCAGGUGUGUCAGAUGGUGCCAAUGCCAACCAAUCACCUCCCUGUCGGCAGCACUAUGAGCACUGUGCACCUUUCUUCAGAUGGCACUUACUUCUAUUGGAUCUGGUCUCCUGCCAGUCUGAAUGAGAAGACACCCAAGGGACAUUCUGUCUUCAUGGACAUCUUUGAACUUGUGAUCGAAAAUGGCAUAUUUGUAGCCAACCCUCUUCAGGAACGCACAAUUCUAAUGAGAAAAGAGGGAGAGUCUGCAAAGAGCAUUAAUGAGAUGCUUCUGAGCAGACUUUCACGGUACCGAGCUUCCCCUUCGGCCACGUUGGCUGCACUGACUGGCUCCACCAUCUCCAACACUCUGAAAGAGGAUCAAGCAGCAAACACUAGCUGUGGGUUACCUCUAAAAAUGCUACGGAAGACGCCCAUCUAUACCUGCGGCACAUACUUAGUGAUGCUGGUCCCACCUCCAGGAGGGUCAGGCAGCUCUGCCACCCGCUCUCUUUUUGGUGGAACAAGUGGUUUGUCAUCUUUAAAAAUCCUAGCCUCUAGCUUGGUGUAUAAUAUUUCCGACGGGCAGUUCACAAGUCGUGCGGAUCUCAUUGAUGCUGCCGGAAGCUCCCUGGGACGUGGUGCUCUUGUACCAGGAUUGGGUGCCUGUUACGAUACAGUGAACAACAUGUUGUGGACAUGCUCGAAUGACUAUAUCGAUCAGUGGUGUAAUCCUGGGAAUCAAGCCUUCCAUUAUGUCUGCCAGAGACUGGGAGUCAGCCACAUCAUCACUGAGCCCAAAGAAGAGGCUAUAACCACGAGUGAGGUUAUAAACCAGUUAUUGCACCAUGUUGGUGCGAUGUGCAUACACCAACUCAAUCUUCUUGCUACCAACCCCAACCUUCCAAUCACAAGUGUCUUGGGCAAGCAGCAUCCGAUUGAAGCGCACCAUCUUAGCAGUAUCUGUGACAUCAUGGAAAAGGCCAUGGUUAAUGGAGAUACCUGUAUUAUACGCUGCAUUCUUGUGGUCUUUCAGGUGGUAUUUAAAUUUUUCUUCAGCCCACAAACUGAAAGGAAUCGAGACAUCAUUCGACGGUCAGGAUUGCUUCUUUGGCAGUUGUUGAUGGCACCAAAAGAUCAAAUUUGCCCUGAAAUUCAGAAGGAAGUCUGCCUUGCCAUCAGCUCUGGUUUAAAUAUCUUGUACCCAGGUGAAACGGAAAUCAAUAACUUACUUAAGCUUGUCUUAACAGAAGGAGAGAGAAACAGUGGCCUCUCCCAGCUGCGCGAUGUGAUCCUAACCAAUCUAGCAGAACAGCUCCAGAACAACAGAUUUGGCAGUGACGAGGAUGACCAUUACAGACUAAAUGAUGAACUUUUACACUACAUUCUGAAGAUCGUUGUUCGAGAAUCCUGUAUCUUAAUCACCAAGUGCCAGACUGUCUCUAAAGAUGAUUUUCAAAAGCUCCUCUCAACUGUGCCUGCUGCAUCCUCCUGCCUGCGCUAUCUGAUGGCAGUUCAGAACCACCUUCUCAGUAACACUAUUUUGAUUAAACCUGAUGAGAGCGAUGACAGUGACAACUCCUUGCAGGGAGAGACAUUGAAGGUACAGGAGCUGAAGGUCAGUAUUUUGGCUCUUGCCACCCAAAUUCUGACUGGGUGUGAUGAAGUGCUGGAAAUGCUACAGCAGGUCACAACUGCCCUCAUCAAUAGCGACAUAGUGGACCGCGAGCAGAGGUUAAAAGGCUUGGAGCAAGUUACUAAGGCUACUAUGCUGGGCCACCUUCUUCCAGUGUUACUGACCUCCCUGAUGCAUCCAAACUUGCAGACUCUGACCAUGGCCGAUGCCCUGAUGCCUCAGCUAGUGCAGCUGGUGCUCUAUACCAGUCAGACGGCUUUGCUGCUUAAAACCCAGUCUCCAGUUUUUGCCGAGGUGGGCUGUUCCCCAUGUGGCGCAUCCGACCAGAAGGGCAGGCUGCUCCCCGAUGAGAGAAUGCUAGAAGAGAAAGAAGAGCCAGGCUUUCUCACCGGCUUAAAGAUUCCUGCCCCAUGGGCGGCUGGGAAGACUGUGGAAACAGUGCACCCCGUCAGAGACAACUAUAAGUUUAAGGAAACCGUCCACAUCCCCGGAGCUCGCUGCCUGUAUCUUAGAUUUGAUAGCAGAUGUUCUUCACAAUACGACUAUGACAAAUCUAACAGUAUAUUUUCUGUUUUGAAGUUGGUGAUAUACGCGGGGCCUAACACAAACAGUAGGAAGGUUGCUGAAUAUGGAGGCAAUGCACUGGGAUAUGGCAGCCGUAGUGUCUUAGGAACUGGCUGGCCGAAAGACUUGGUGAAGGUGGAAGGAGAUACAGUUACCUUCUCCUUUGAAAUGAGAAGUGGCCGUGAACACAACACUCCUGAUAAAGCCAUGUGGGGCUUUGCUUGCACAGUUCGCGCUCAGGAAUCUUCGGAGGAUGUCUCAGGAGGCUUGCCCUUUCUGGUAGACCUGGCUCUAGGCCUGUCUGUAUUAGCGUGUUCCAUGUUAAGAAUCCUAUACAAUGGACCAGAAAUUACCAAAGAAGAAGAAGCCUGUCAGGAGUUACUGCGGUCCAAACUUUUACAAAGGUGCCAGUGGCAAGUGGAGGCCAAUGGAGUGAUCUCCCCUGCCCUUACGCCCAGCCCCUCGCCACUGCCUCUGACCAUAGAGGAAGACAGAGAAUUCACCUACCCUUCUGACGUCCUCGUCCCUCCUGUGGGAAACUAUUUUGACCUGCCCCGGAUCAGGCUGCCUCCAGGAAUCAUGAUAAAGCUCAGGGAAAUUUCUGGGCGUGCUAGACCUCAAUUUAGACCAAGUAUAAAGGAAGUGAUUCAGCCAGACGUGAUGGAGGAAAUGGUAGUAUCAUGUGUUAUUAAGCACUUGAACUUGGUUGAUGCAUUGCAGUCCCUAAUAAAUUUCCAGUAUCAAGAAGAACAUGCCGAGGAAUAUGAUUUAUUAUGUAAAAUUAUGGGAGAGACCUUUAAGAAACUCAAUGCCAUGGAGAGACAGCUACAGAGUGUUGCAGAAUUGGAACAGAAGUGGCAAAGUGAGGUUGAUGAUGCCAUCCAGGGGAAACUGGAGAACAACAUGCCUUUCUUUUAUGAUUACCAUUUUAAUGAGAACAAAAUGAAAGAACUAGAACUUUUGUGUUCAAUGAAGGAAGUCUCCUUUGAUGGAAAUGAUCUUGAAAACAUGGUCCUAUCACUGAGGGAGAAGUUCCUCCAUGAAGUGAAUUCUCUUAUUCAGAAACCCUCACACCCACUGGCUAAAACGAAGGCGUUAGUGAAGAGUCUCAUGAAUCGAGCCGAGCUGUUGCUGCAUGUCACCAUCGCGGCCCAGUCGGGCCUCACGAGAAGCAUCUCCGGGACGCCUGCGGAAACCCCAGCUUGUAAGUCAGCCUCCGAAACAAAGGUGAUCCCUCAUGCUGCCCGGCAGCCUCUUUUCCUUCGCAGCGUGUCGGCCCCUUCUGACCUGGAAAUGAUUGGUAGUGAAGACUUGGAAUUUACUAGAGCCAACCAGAGGCGGCGCCAUGUGACCAGCCACCGCAGUAGUUCCUUCACACUCCUGCAGUCGUUGGCCAUUGAGGACAGCAGGGACAAGCCCACCUACAGCGUCCUGCUGGGCCAGCUGUUUGCUUUCAUUGGCACCAACCCCGACCAAGCCGUGUCCAGCAGCAGCUUUCUUUUAGCAGCGCAGACAAGGUGGCGGCGAGGAAACACUCGAAAGCAGGCCCUGGUGCACAUGCGGGAAUUGCUGACAGCUGCCGUGCGCGUUGGGGGGGUGACACAUCUUGUAGGCCCGGUGACGAUGGUCCUUCAGGGAGGACCCAGAAUCGAAGAACUUACCUGCGGUGGGAUGGUUGAGCAGGUCCAGGAAGCCUUUGGAGAGACCAUGACCUCCGUAGUGUCUUUGUGCGCUCGUUACCCUAUUGCGUGUGCAAAUAGCAUCGGGCUUUUAUGUACCAUACCUUAUACCAGGAGUGAAGAGAAGUGUCUGGUCCGCAGUGGCCUUGUCCAGCUCAUGGAUCGACUGUGUAGCUUGAGCAGUCAGACUGAGUCCAGCUCCAGUGAGAAACAAACCAAGAAGCAGAAGGUGGCCACCAUGGCCUGGGCAGCUUUCCAGGUGCUCGCCAACCGCUGUGUGGAGUGGGAAAAAGAAGAGGGCGGUUCCACAGAGGCCGUGCACUCUGGCCUGGCUCGUCAGGUGUCCAGCCUGCUUACUAACCACCUUGCCCGAGCCACCGAGUGCUGUGGCAACCAGGCUGCUGGGAAUGACGCCCUCCAGGAUGUCCUUAGUCUUCUCAACGAUCUCUCUAGGAGUCACAUCGGUAAAGCCAUCCUGAGCCAGCCAGCGUGUGUGUCCAAGCUCCUCUCCCUGCUGCUUGACCAACGCCCGUCCCCAAAGCUGGUCCUCAUCAUUCUUCAGCUGUGCCGGGCGGCACUGCCACUGAUGAGCGUGGAGGACUGUGGGAAUGUGGAGCUCCCGCCAUGGAGCUACUCCGUUCCCUCUUUAAACAGUGAACAGGAGGAUCCCAGCGACCCAGCUUCCAAGAUCGCAUCACUGCUGUUGGCAAAGCUGGCAGACUACGUGGUCCCAGGAUGUCAAACAGUUCUUUCUCCUACCGCUUCUGAACCCGACACCACAUUAACAAAAACCAGUCCCAAGAGUUCCUUAAAAGGAGAUAAAGAUCCUGGAGAAGAGAGUGAAGCAGUGGAUGGCAAGCUCUCUAUAUUUAUCCACAAGCGGGAAGACCAGUCGUCCCAUGAAGUUCUUCAGCCAUUACUAAGUAGCUCAGAAGGACGGCCUUUCCGGCUUGGUACUGGCGCCAACAUGGAGAAAGUUGUGAAAAUGGAUCGCGACAUGACCAAGGGUGGCUGUUGCGAAGUGAUUACAGAAGAAGCAGUAGCUGCUCUUCGGAAGGCAACCAAGUGGGCACAGUCAGGCCUCAUUGUCAGUGUUGGGCCACCUGUAGAGUCAGUCAACCCAGAGACUGUGAGUGGACUGUCCACAGGGGACAAGAAGAAGACCGCCCAAACCUCCAUUUGCCGUGAGAGGAACUCUGAGCUUGCAAGGACUGAUCCCGUGCGACCGUUCAUCAGUGGGCACGUGGCUAACAGCAUGGCUGCCGAAGUGAUUGCCUUGCUUCACAGUUUGUUGAUGGCUCCUGAGUCAAAUGCCGCCCAAAUAUGGACCACGACUGCAGAAAAGGUUCUGUCUCGUGCGCUGAUGUACAUCCCACAACUGGGGAAGUAUGCAGAAAGCAUUCUGGAAAAUGGCAGCAGCAGUGGCCGGAAGCUCGCCAAACUGCAGAGAAUUGCCCGACAGGCCGUAGCUGCACUGUGUGCACUUGGAGGCUUCAAAGAGACAAUCAAGAUAGGGUCUGAGGUUCAGGUUUUAGGUAGAGGAAUAUCAGCAAGUGUCGGAGUAGUGGCUUCCAUCAACGAACAGGAAGGUAUAGCUACGGUCAGAUUCCCACCCAUAGACUGUAGAAAGACUUCGCAAGCAUCAGACACAUUGACUAUUCCAUUGUCUAGACUUUGUGUUCCAAGAUCAGAGGCACUGCCUCUUCAUAAACUGUCCAUUACUGAGAAGGUAGUACAGGCAGUCCAGUCCAUGUUGCUUCCUCAGGAGGGGAGUCUCUCUAUUCAUACCUCACUUCCUGCAACAGGAGACGGGUCAGCUCCUGUGAUGGCAGUCGUUCGGCUCCUGGCUGAGAUAAGAACAAGAGCAUGCCUGGUCAUGGCCCAGCUUCUAGAAGACAGCUUAUUUUGUGAAGAAUUCAUACAACAGUGUCCAGCAGCUGUUGAAGUUCUUAACCUGGUAGCCCAGGAAUGCAGUGCUGGAGAGCGACUUGCGGUUGUGGAGGUGCAGUGUGAACGGCUGAGGAUGCUCUACCGGGACUGCGCUCGGCCCCCACCGCCCCCGCUGCAGGCCGACCGGAGACAGCCCAAAGAGAUUACGUGGAGCCCCUCGCGAGUGUUUCCACCUGUUCGAGCCUGCAUGUUCUCAUCUCACCUCACUUCGGUCACCUUUCUGGCUGACCCCAGUGCUGGGGGAGGCCUGCCCCGGGGCACUUUUAUCUAUGCCACCUCACCACUGCCAGUUCAGGCUCCAUCUUUUUACUGGGAAAUUGAAAUUGUUUCCUAUGGAGAUACUGAUGACGACACUGGACCAAUCGUUUCCUUUGGCUUUGCUACGGAAGCAGAGAAGCGAGAUGGGGCUUGGACUAAUCCAGUGGGCACUUGUCUUUUCCAUAACAAUGGCCGAGCUGUACACUACAAUGGCUCCAGUUUAUUACAGUGGAAGAGUGUUCGUUUAGAUGUGACUCUCUCUCCUGGUGAUGUGGCGGGAAUUGGCUGGGAGAGGACCGAGGGGACUCCACCUCCUCCUGGGCAGCCUGCCAAGGGCCGCGUGUACUUCACCUACUGCGGGCAUCGCCUCUCUCCCUAUCUUGAAGAUGUCUCUGGUGGGAUGUGGCCUGUGGUUCACAUUCAGAAAAAGAACACCAAAACUCGGGCUAACUUUGGCUCCCGCCCAUUUGCCUAUGCGGAAGGGCAGGCCCACCGCAAUGCUGCUGACCUGUGCACCGACCUGGCAGAAGAGAUCAGUGCUAACUUCGAGGCCCUGCCCUUUGCCAUGGCAUCUGACAGUGACAAUGAUGCUGGCACCAGUAUUGCGUCAGACCCAGGCACUCAUGGGCCUCCGUGCCGGAUCGCUGCUGUGGCCACUGCUCAGCAGCAGUAUGACAGUGACACUUCCUGCCAUUAUAAAGUAGAGCUCAGCUAUGAAAACUUCAUCACCUCUGGCCCAGACCCACACCCACCUCCCAUUGCAGAUGACGAAAGUGAUGAUGAUGACGAUGAUGACAUCCCACAGGAGGACCACUAUGCCCUGCUGGUGAAAGCAUGGGAGACCAAAGUUUUUCCUACGAUCCGAAGACGCUUCCGCAAUGAAGCUGAGCGGAAGUCGGGCCUGGACCAGAUCAAGGGUGCUUUACAACUAGGCAUGGUGGAUAUUGCCAGGCAGACGGUUGAAUUUCUCUAUGAGGAAAAUGGUGGCAUCCCAAGAGACCUUUAUCUUCCCACCAUUGAAGACAUCAAAGAUGAAGCAAACAAGUUCACAAUUGAUAAAGUUCGAAAAGGUCUCACGGUGGUAACCCGCUCUCCAGACAGCAAUAAUGUAGCCAGCACUACAGUUGGAACUGCUCUGCCAAAAUUUGCCAUCCGAGGGAUGCUGAAAACCUUUGGGCUUCAUGGAGUUGUCUUAGAUGUUGAUUCAGUAAAUGAAUUGGUGCAGGUGGAAACGUACCUCCGAAGUGAAGGUGUGCUGGUCCGAUACUGGUAUCCUAUUGAUAUGCUGGAAAGGCCCCCAGCCGGCUACCGGAGGACUGCCACCAACGGGCUGGUCACACUGGACAAUACCAACCUUCAAAUUCACAGAGAGCUGCUCCGAUGCGAGGCUGCACUGGCUAGGCUCUACUGCCGCAUGGCCCUGCUCAACAUCUUCGCUCCCAAGCUGCCUCACUUGUUUACCCGCCUCUUCCACAUCCCUGCCAUCAGAGACAUUACCCUGGAGCACCUGCAGCUGCUGUCCAAUCAGCUCCUCGCUCCUCCCCUCCCAGACGGCACCAUCAGCUCCAGCUCGAUCCUCCUGGCGCAGUCUUUGCAGCACUGCAUCCGCUCCCAGAACUGCUCAGCCACAGACCUCUUUUACCAGGGCAACUCCCAGACGGUGCGGGAGUGGCUCAGCGUGGCCAUCACGCGCACCCUGCACCAGGGCGAGGAGAGCCUGCUGGAGCUGACCAGGCAGAUCUGCUCUUUCCUGCAGACAGCACCGGAGCAGUUCCCCUCUGAAGAAUUCCCAAUUUCUGAGUCCAAAGUUAAUAUGGACGUUAAUUUCCCUGGGGCAGCUUUUGUCGUCGUGUCUUGUAAAGAAAGUCAGUCUGGAUUCCGCAAAGACUCCUCCCUGUACAAGGCGCCCUGGGCACGGGUGCUCGUGUACGGCCUGGGCCACAAAGUGAAGCGCAAUGGCCAGCUGAACCUCAUCGAGGCCGUCUGCUACCCGCGGGAUGCAUCUCCAGCCAACACCGGGCUCACGCCUCCUCCCACCACGAACCAGUACCCUUCUGUGAUCCUCUCCACAGACAAGGUCCACAUCAAACUGGGGGUGUCUCCGCCUCCCGGAGCUGUGCUGGUAUUGCAUUCUCUGCCCCUGGAGUUCCCACUGGCCAUGGCCUUUGCAGAGCAGCUGCUGUCCUGGCGAUCAGAGGAUGGCGAAGGGAAGUGUGAAGAUGAACCUGACACCAUUCCGACAUCCGUUCUCCUGCAAGUAGUAGAGCUACUAGGAAACUUCCUGUGGACCACAGACAUGGCGGCCUGCGUGAAGGAGCAAGUGUUCCAUCUCCUGGCAGAGCUGCUGCGCACCGUGCAUGCCCUAGAGCAGAGGAAGCACCCCGCUGGCCUGUCCUCCUCCAUCGCCCUCCAGCUGAACCCCUGCCUGGCCAUGCUGAUGGCCCUGCAGUCAGAGCUCCACAAGCUGUACGACGAGGAGACACAGAGCUGGGUCUCAGGCAGCACCUGCGGGGCCUCUGGGGCAGUGGUGGCUGCCGACCAGGGCAGGUUCUCCACGUAUUUCCACGCACUGAUGGAAGGCUGCCUGGCAGUCGCCGAAGUGACCCUGCCAACCAACAUGAGUGUCACAGCCAGUGGGGUGACCUCAACGACCACCCCAAACCUCAGUGACUCAUCUUCCUCCUCAUCAUCCUCUCCAGGACAGACGCCCCAGAGCCCCAGCCUCUUGUCCAAAAGAAAAAAAGUCAAGAUGAAACGGGAAAAGGCAUCAUCAUCCGGGAAACGCUCGUCCUCCCACUCGAUGGAAUCCGACCCCACCCUGCUCAGCAUCGGGGGCAGCAAGCCUGAGGACAUGCUGUGGUUCCACCGAGCGCUGACCUUGCUCAUCAUCCUCCGGCACCUCACCAAGAAGGACCCGCAGGGGCUGGGCGUGACCAGCGACGCCAUUGCCGACGCCUGCCAGGCCCUGGUGGGCCCCACUGCCCACAGCCGCUUGCUGGUGAUCUCCGGAAUCCCCACCCACCUGGACGAGGGCAUCGUCAGAGGGGCCAUCCGCAAGGCCUGCAAUGCCCACGGUGGGGUCUUCAAAGAUGAGAUCUACAUUCCCCUGCAGGAAGAAGACCCCAAGAAGCCAAAAGACAAGGCAGAGGGCGGUGACAGGAAAGCUGAGCCGGAGAAGACACUCGGCUUCCCUGGCACAGACAGUCUGGAGGUCAGCACAUCCAGCAGCCUGACCCCCGCCAUGAGCAUCAGCGCAUCCGCCUCCACCAGCCAGGCCUCCAUUUGCAGCUCCCAGGGCAUCUCGCAGACGGUCGGCGACCUCUCUGUGGACCCACUGCCCUCGGGCCUCGAGCUGCCUAUCCCGCCUGGCCUGGUGGAGCCCCACGUGGUAUCCAGCCAGGAGAGCCUGGACAUUUCCCUGUGCAGCACCGGCAGCCUUGGAAGCCUAGGGAGCCUGGGGGAGCCACUGGACAACGCAGAGACAGCCUCGGUGUCGGACGUGGGCUCCAUGUAUGCAGUCACAUCCCUGGACAACCAGCCUCUCACGGCUCGCCCCAUCAAAGGCUUCGCAGUCGUGGAGAUAAGAUCCCGAGCCAAAAUCGAGAAAAUUCGAGCAAGUUUGUUUAACAAUAAUGACUUGAUUGGUUUGUCAAGUUUGGAUGGUGAAGACGAAUUGAUGGAAAUGUCGACAGAAGAGAUUUUAACUGUAUCUGUGGUCAAUCAAAGUCUGUUUGAUACGCAAGGAAGCCCAGGGUUAGAAGAUUAUUUCAAUGAUAAGUCAAUUAAAGGUGAGAAGCUGGUACCCGGGGCCAGAGAGGUUCUGACGGAGAUAUUUAAGAGCUGUGCCCACUCCGAGCCGAUGACGAGCCUGACGCCAGCUAAGCCCGUCAAAGUCUCUGACAUUUACCUUAGCAAAGAGCAGAUCAACUCCCAGACGCCAGGGAACCUCCUGCACAUCUUCUUCACCAAUGUCCGGCCUCCCAAAAAGGUGCUGGAGGACCAGCUCACCCAGAUCCUGAGGAAAUACGGCGUGCCCAAGCCCAAGUUUGACAAGAGCAAGUACAGCAAGGCCGGGAAGGAGCAGCACCCCGUGAAGGUGGUGAGCACCAAGCGGCCCAUCUCCAAGCCACCGGCCAAGGACAAGGCCGUGCUCAACAGUGUCAGCAGGACCGCCUUAAGUGAGAAGAAGCCAACUGUGAAGCCCAAGUCUCCGGAAAAGAGCAAGCCAGAUGAAAAGGACCCAGAAAAGUCACCCACUAAAAAGCAAGAAGUCCCUGAGGAAAAGUACCUGACCUUGGAAGGAUUUCACAAGUUUGUUAUUGACCGAGCCAAGCAAGACAUCCGUAGCGUCUGGAGGGCGAUUUUAUCCUGUGGUUAUGAUCUUCAUUUUGAGAGGUGUGCCUGCAUCGACGUCCGACAUGCUCAGAAGGCCUCCAGGAAGUGGACCCUGGAGAUGGACGUGGCGCUCGUGCAGUAUAUCAAUAGGUUGUGCCGCCACCUCGCCAUCACACCCGCACGGCUCCAUCCCCAUGAGGUGUACCUGGACCCUGCAGACAGUGCGGACCCCAGAGUGGCCUGUCUCUCAAACGUGCCCAUCGAGAGCCUGCGCCUGCGCUUCGCCCUGCUCCAGUCCCUGAACACCACGCUGGAGACCUUCUUCCUGCCCCUGGUGGAGCUGCGCCAGACGCCCAUGUACACCCACAGCAUCGCGGCCCUGCUGAAGGAGGCCAAAGGGCUGAUCUUUUAUGACACAAAGGUGACCGUGAUGAAUCGGGUGCUGAACGCCACCGUGCAGAGAACAGCUGACCACGCGGCUCCCGAAAUCACCUUGGACCCCCUGGAAAUUGUGGGAGGGGAAAUUCGAGCAUCUGAAAACUCCUAUUUCUGCCAAGCUGCCAGGCAGCUGGCCUCGGUGCCGUCCUCUCAGCUUUGCGUCAAACUGGCUAGCGGCGGCGACCCCACAUACGCCUUCAACAUCCGUUUCACUGGGGAAGAGGUCCACGGCACCAGUGGUUCUUUCCGCCACUUCCUGUGGCAGGUGUGCAAAGAGCUACAGAGCUCUGCGCUGUCCCUGCUCCUGCUGUGCCCCAGCUCGGCCGUCAGUAAGAACAAGGGCAAGUACAUCCUGACGCCAAGCCCCAUCACCUACGGGGAGGAGCAGCUGCUGCACUUCCUGGGGCAGCUGCUGGGUAUUGCCAUUCGGGCCGAUGUCCCUCUUCCCCUGGACCUCCUACCCUCCUUCUGGAAGACACUGGUCGGGGAGCCUCUGGACCCUGACCUAGACCUGAAGGAAGCAGACAUACUCACCUACAACUACGUCAAGAAAUUCGAGAGUAUCAACGAUGAGACAGAGCUGGAAGCCCUGUGCGCCGAGAUCGCCUCCCAGCACCUCGCCUCUGAGAGCCCCGACGGCCCCAACAGGCCCUGCUGCAGGUUCACCUACCUGACUAUGACGGGCGAGGAGGUGGAGCUGUGCAGCCACGGCCGGCACAUUCCCGUGGCGUGGGAGAACAAGGACACGUACGCAGCGGCCAUCCGGAGCCUGCGGCUGCAAGAACUGCAGAACGUGGAGUGUGUGACGGCUGUGCGCGCCGGCCUGGGCGCCAUCAUCCCCCUGCAGCUGCUCACCACACUGAGCCCGCUGGAGAUGGAGCUGCGCACCUGCGGCCUCCCUUACAUCAACCUCGAGUUCCUCAAGGCCCACACCAUGUACCAGGUGGGGCUAAUGGAGACGGACCAGCACAUCGAAUUCUUCUGGGGGGCCCUGGAGAUGUUCGCCCAGGAGGAACUGUGCAAGUUCAUCAAGUUCGCCUGCAAUCAGGAGCGUAUCCCGUUCACCUGCCCCUGCAAAGAUGGGGGCCCCGACACGGCCCACGUGCCCCCUUACCCCAUGAAGAUUGCCCCCCCAGAUGGCACAGCAGGUUCCCCGGACUCUCGCUACAUCCGAGUGGAGACCUGCAUGUUCAUGAUCAAACUUCCCCAGUACUCCUCCCUGGAAAUCAUGCUGGAGAAACUUCGUUGUGCCAUUCACUACCGCGAAGACCCCCUAAGUGGCUGAUGGGAGGAGCCCCGAGGCCGGGCGGCGGUCACCAAGGCACCAGCUACACAGCGUGGGGGAGCUGCCGUGGGCACAUCCCCCCGGGGCCCUGUGCGAGGAGUUGGAGACAUUUGCUUUUCUCAACUUUUGUCCACGUUCCAGGGCCUCCUGGAAGACUUAACCUUUGGUAUCCAUAUGUUUCGUGAUGGGUGGGUUCUUUUGCUGCCUGUUUGUGGUAUAUUUGUAGGAUAGUUUAGCUCCCAGUUUGCGUCUAAUUUGACCUUCCUGGACAGUCCCUCUUGGCCACUGGGUUCUCAUGCCGUCAGGGCCCAGAUGGUUCCUCGUCACAGAACCACAAAGCAGGAGGCUGGUGGUGAGGCAACCUCAGCCAGACAGAGCGCCAGGCUCUCUGCAGAGCGUCUCCACAAACCAGGCCGUGGCCGGCCCACCUGCCUCCAGCUGGAGUCUCUCCGUGAGGCUGGCUCCACAGGCAUCCUUCCAUCUGGAAACAGUUGCGCCAGUCACCCAGACACGAGACACACGUGGGGCUUUAUGUGUUAAAUCCUCCUGCUUCAGAGUGUUGUUCUGGUCUUCGUUGUUCUGAGAAGAAACCCACAGGGGCCCUGCCCCUCCCACCCACAGUCGCUCUGGCCUCUGGUCUGAAAGUUUUCCGCGGAGUGCUCGGCAGGAGCCGAAGGCCAGAGGGUUUGUUUGGGUACCUUGGUUGUUCGUGGAGCCCGCUGCAUGCAUCCCAACUCCUGGGGUUGAGAUGAAAGCUGGGACUCCUAGGGUUGGAGGGACAGCGCUCUAAUGGGGCUUUUUCCUCAAACCGAGCAGGAAAGCACAGGAUCCAGGCCGGUCCCACUUUUAUACUGGAAACGGGCCCUGCCUCACCACAGUGUCUGUGCCGUGGGGAGCAAGGAAAGGGUCACACCCCGUUGUAAAGAGCCUACUGUUCAAGUUGCUCUGCUCAGACCUCCAAGUCCAGGCGGAGACUCCAGGGGGCGCUUCUGCCCCUCCGGCCGGGCCCGCAGGUGCCAGGGGCUCUGCCCAGCCUCCCUGCCCGGCCCGGCAGCCCCUCCCUGCCCCAUGUCAGUGUGUGUGCCAGGGCUGAGCCGCCUCGAGCUCACCCCCUGCCCAGUGUAUCUGUGCCCCUGAUCGGUCUUGUCCAGUGGUACUUUGUUCAAGAGCAGCACAUGCCAUCUUGUUGGACGCUGUCAUUUGGGCCUCGCCAGCCUCAGUGAAUUGCAUUGCUGUAUCUAUUGUAUGAUAUUGUGAAUAGUGGAAGCUCUGAGUGCGUGCUUGCUAGACGGCUCUGGAGUGAGUGCUGGUGAGGGGGAGGAUGUGUGGCCCUGGCCUGUCAGGAGCCCCCUUCCCUCCCUGCUCUUAGGAAUUGCAUUAAGGACCAUGGUAGAGGGUCCCCCGACCUAAGAAGGAGAUCAGUCUAGGCUGAGUCGGUGCUGUUGCAUCAGCUCCUUUUUGAUGGAGGAGUCAUCUCUGGAGGUAAGUGCUGGAAGCAGUUCCCCUGCUUUGGAAGGAAGGUGGCCAGCCUGCUGCCUCCCGGGGCCAGAGCCCGCUCGAUGCGGGGCGGGAGGAACAUCAGGAUGUGUUCCUCACAACAAGGAUCCUUUUAUUUCAUUUCCGCAGAAUGGAAACAGCCUUUGGGUUUAUUAGAAGUGGCUUUUCCUCCCUUUAUCUUUAAAUUCUUGGUACCCUCCAGUCCUUCCCAUCCCUUGAACAGACUCGGAAAUCUGUCAGCUACCUCCCCAAGAGGGGUUUGGGAAGCUUCUGUUGGCCCAUCACUUGAUUAGGUGACAACUGUGAGUAAGGUAUCUGCUGCUAACAUGACUGCUUCUCCCAGAGAGCACAUUGAGGUCCAGACAGAUCCCGACCUUGGCCCUAAAACAUGUGUGCUGUAAAGUUACUUGAUGUAUAUUUAUUAUAAUUAUUUAUGGUUGCAUUUAACAAACUUUUCAUUCAAUUGAUGCCAUUUACACCAUUGCUGUGUAAAGGAAGCUCACUACAGGAAAACAGUCGCACCAAUAAAUAACCUUCACCUAAUUUUCAUUUACCUUCAGAGUUGUGUGAUCGUCUACUCUUGCUGAGCAAGUUCAAAGGCUGACACGCUUGGAUGGCUCUGAUACUUAAGUGCCGCCAAGUGGCUGGGAAUUAAAGUGUUUCUAAUUAGUAUGGUCUCUUUGCACUUGACAUGAUUCUAAUUCCAUUAUGCUUACAAACUACUCGUUCCCCCACCAUACCCGUUAAGGCUGUGCUUUUCAUUUAGAAAGUAGGACUGAAGGGAAGAAAACUCAAGGUCAAAGCUACACCUCAGCCGGCAUGUCCUGCCCAUCUGUGUGCUGGUGCCUGGUCUGCGCUCUGGCGCCACUGUAGGGGUUUUCCUCAAGUAGACGGCUGCACUGGGAGAGGCUGGGCCACUCUUAGGCCAGGUACCUCCUUCAGGGCAGGCACUGGAUUUGGAACUACUUUGUGCAAAAGGGAAAUACAGGUAAGGGACAAAGACUUGGCUCAGUCUUGCUUUCCAAGGUCAGUGUUUCUUGCACAGCUGCCACCCACCCUCAGGGGGCCCUGAGGUUACUCAGGAGAAUCCAACUCACGUCACCUUGACCAGCUUGUGACCUCCUGCUGCUCCAUGGAAGGAGCCCUGAUGGAGCAAUUGUUAAGCGCUCAGCUGCUAACCAAAAAAAAGGUCGGAGGUUUGAACCCACCAGUGGCUCUGCAGGAUUAAAAACCUGGCAAUCUACUCCCAUAAAGAUUACAGCCUUGGAAACCCUAUGGGGCAGUUCUACUCUAUCCUUUGGGGUCGCUAUGAGCCAGAAUCAAAUUGACAGCAAACAACUCUGCUCCAUGGACUUCUGCUCCCCAACUCUUGUAAUUCUCAUCAUCGUGCCUCCACAGUUCUUGUACUUAAAUAAAUGCUAACUUUCAGUGGAGGGUCCCAGGUAAGUCUGUAUUUAAGGAGAGCAAGGAUCCUCUCAGAUGAAGGACAACUUCUCUUCCUUCUCUCUGUGGCUUCAGGGUGCUGGAAGCAGAGAGCAAAAGCAGCCACUCACAGCAAAGAGAAGACUGCUGGUUAGACUUGAGAAGCUGGGGAACAGACAUCAAAGCUCUCUGCCCAGCCGAGCACAGCAAGGGUGCUCUUGCUGUCUACUGUGGAGGCCUUCUCCUGGGCCUGCCUCUUAAAAAACAACUAUGUUCAAAAAGUAUACCAUGCAGUAAUGAAAAGAUACUUAUCCUCAUUAGUCAUCAAGGAGGUGCAAAUUAAAAUCACAGUGAAAUAUGGUACACCACAACCCAGAAAGCUAGAAAGGCCAUACCAUGGCUAGGGAAGAUGUGGAGCAGGCAGACCCCUCACACAUCCUCCCACGCUGCUUGUGGGGAAUGUCAACUGCACUGACCUUGGAGAGCUGUCUGGUACUGUCUCCUACACACACCCCACGGCCCAGAAACGCCACUCUGAGGUGGAAACCCUACAGAAAUACAUACGCAUGUUCACCAAAAGACAUGUACAAGAAUGCAUGUUCAUAGCACUAUUAGUAAUAGCCAGACCAUAAACAUGCUGAAGGUCCAUCAACAGUAGACUCAAUAAAUUAUGAUACACAAUGGAAUACUACACAGGAAGGAAGAUGAACCAACUACUGCUACAUGCAGUCGUAAAUAGAACGGCCAGCAAAAUAAGGCAGACAUAAAAGAGUGCUUAAUGGUAUGAUUUCACUUAAAUAAUUUUCAACAACCGAUAGUGAUAAAACAUCAAGAUAAUGGCUGAGGGAGAGGGAGUGACUCAGAGGGAAUGUGAGGGGUGUCAAGUGUGUUGGUAAUGUCGUGAUUGGGGCAGUGAUGCCACAGGUCUGUGUUCACACUGAGCUCUGUACAUUUAUAUGCACCUUUCUGUAGGGAUGUUAGACUGUGUGGAUGGUUUCUUGAAAAUAAAAGUACCCUUAACCAAGGAAAUCAAGAAAUAAUCAAGGCACAUAUUUCAUCUUUAUGAAACUCAGAGAACUCUAUCAUUUCAAUCCACAGUCUCUGAAAGAGAACCGCUGGUGGAAGACUAAGAAACGACUUAGCAAGAGCAUAUCAUAAUGGGAAAGCAACUUAUUUGCCCCCCCCCCCCAAAAAACUGUAAAGGGAUAAAGGGAAGGAAUUGGAGGCCCCAAGUGCCAGGGGAAAACAGGGAUUGGAAGUUCAUGUAAGAAGCAAUUAGACCUAAGGAAUCUACUACAAAACUAUUAGAACUAACACAUUCAGCAAGGUUGCAAGAUACAAAAUCAAAAACCAAGUGUAUUUCUGUACAUUUGCAAUGGACAAUCUAAAAAUGAAAUUAAGAAAACAAUUCCAUUCACAAUAACAUCAACAAGAAUAAAAUACCAGGAAUAAAUUUAACAAAAAGUGUGAAUUUUAUAUUCCUAAAACUACCAAAUAUUGUUGAAAGAUAUUAAAGAUUAAAUUAAUGGAAAAACAUCCCAUGUUCAUGGAUUGGAAGACUUAACAUUAAGAUGCCAAUACUCCCCAAAAUGAUAAUAGAGAUUCAACACAAUCCCCAUCAGAGUCCCAGCUGACUUCUUUAUAGAAAUGGAAAAGCCUAUCCUCAAAUUCACAUGGAAUUGCAAGGGACCCGUAAUAGCCAAUCUUGAAAAAAAUCUUGAAAAAGAAGUACAAAGUUGAAGGACUCACAGUUUCUGAUUCCAAAACUUACUACAAAGCAAUGGUAAUCAAGACAGCGUGGUGCAGGCACGAAGGUAACACACAGAACAAUGACAGUCAUGAAAUGAACCCAUACACCUGUAGUUUUCAACAAGGGUGCCAAGACUACUCAGGAAAGAACAGUCUUUUCAACAAACGGUGCUGGGACAACUGUAUUUCCACAUGCAAAAAAUGACCCUGGACCCUUACAACACAUCGUAAACCAAAUCUAACUCCAAAUGGAUCACAGACCUACAUGGAAGAGCUGAAACCCUAAAACCUUACAGAAAACACAGGGAGGAAUCUUCACAAUGUUAGAUUUGGCAAUGGAUUCCCAGAUAUGGCACCAAAAGCACAAGCAAUAAAAGAAAAAGCAAUAUAAAUUGGACUUCAUCAAAAUUUAAAACUGCUGUUGUGUUUCAACAGACACCAUCGAGAAAGUACAAAAACUUACAGGAGAAAAUAUUUGCAAAUCAUGUGUUUAAUAAAGGACUUGUGUUUAGAAUAUACAAAGAACUCUUAACAACUUGGUAAUUAAAAAGAUCAAUAACCCAGUUAAAAAAUGAGGGAAGAAUCUAAAGAGUAUUUCUCCCAGGAAGAGAAUCUACACGUGGCCGAUACACACGUGAAAAGAUGCUGGGCAUUGGUCACCGGGGAAAUGCGAACCCAAAUCACGAGAUACCGCUCAAUGUCUAACCAAGCAAAAGAGGACGGGGGGGAACCCAAAGUUUUCCUUUUAAUCAGGUCUAAUUUUUUAUCUCCAACCCAGAAUACAAAGUGAUAGGACAACAGAACUGUUCUCUGCCCCGUGGGGAGAGGCUGCCCUGGAGCCCUCCUCCUACCUCUGCAGUCCCCUGGAACUGCGACAGGGCCAGCAGCAGGCAAGUCUCAUUCCUCCUGACGCCUUUCACCUGAGACAUGAGUGUCUCUGAGUAAUCAACUCCUGGUGACUUUGUUUUAUUGUAAGUUUAAUUAUAAUAAGGCAUAAUCACACAGUGUGUACUUUUUUGAAGGGAGGGGAGCUUCCUCCACUCGGUGAAACCAUUUUGAGAGCUGGCUUUGAUGCUGGCUCUGCCCUGAGUGAGCUGCAUGGCCUCAGGCAAGUCACUGCAGUUCCCUGGUCUCAUGUUCCAUCUAUGAAAAGGGGAGAAUUCUUCCUGCCCUCCCCACCCUUCACCAGGUUGUGGGAAGCUCAGAAUGACCUCAGGUGUUAGAUGGUCCUGUGUAAGCUGUGAGGUGCCGAGAGGUAAUGGAGAAUUCAGCUAAGGCCCAGCUACUCUCGGGACUGAGGCUUUUGAGAAUUUGCUUUUCUCUCUUCAGCUGGCAGAAACUCCCCUCCCCAAAUCAUCACCAGAGCUGCUGCAAACCUGUCGGUCUCCCAAAAAUCCGAUUUGAGAGAAGAGACACUUCACCUUAGAUGUCCAGUGGCCUUGGAGAAUAAGCUCAUGCUGGACCUGCUAGUUAUGGGAAACCCUGAGAAAGCCCAGUCCUGCUCACUGCCCCCCAGCACUCAGGGCUGCCUCCACCCACUCUGGCCUCCCGGAAGUCUCCACAGAGCGCACAGGUGAAGGAGUCAGGAGACGCAGCUGAACUCCAAGUACAAACUUUAUUUCUAUUACAAGGAAGUUAAGAAUAACAAUAGUAAAAUAAAAAGAGGGUGUGGGGCUCCGACACAUGGUUUUCAGGGCAAGCCAUGGGGCUAAGGCCUCAGUCCUGCUCAGGGCAGAACCCAGCAUGGCCCUGACUGUGACAGGGAGCUCCCAGCCUUCACCACUAGGGGGCCGUGAAGACAAAGGAGCUGUGCUCCCCACCAGGAACCCAAGGCAGCGGUGCCAAAUGCCAAGGAAGCAGCUUCAAACAAAGCCCCUGGUCCACUCACCUCUAGUUCGACUCGUCUCCAAAAGCCUGGUUUCUAACUUGCAUAUUGCAACUGGCCUGGACACUUUGCCAGAGCUCCUCCCCACAUACCACAGGCCCAAAUUCUAGAGUGGGGAGGGGCAGUAUAAGUGAGAAGUUACCCCAAAGCCCCCACAUUUCAGCUCCCCGAGAGAAGAGACUGCCUUCGCCGGCGGGUACCAGGCUUCCAGAACCCUUGCUACGUCCCACCAGGACCACACAGCACCAAGAAGCAGUGGUGACAGAAUGUCAAAAGAUGGAGCCCUGGUGGGCCGAGAGGACAUAACUGCUGCCAAAGGUGGCAGCUAAAGCUGAAACAUUUUCAACAGCCUCCCCGCUAACCCUCCCUCAAACCCCAAAACUCCCACAGCACAAUCUCAAAAGACACAAAAUGGCCACAACCUAGAAAAAGUUAAAAUCCAAAAAAUCUCUGCCCAAAGAGCCGGGACCUGCACUGCGGCGAGUGCUGCUGUGCAUGGAAGAUAGGAGCCUCGGGAAGGUUCUCGCGACACUGUGACUACUCCUCUUCCUCCUCCACAUCCCCAGCUCCCUGCUGUUUGGGGCUUUUUGCCUGUGGACCAACAGAACACAAACACAUUUUAUGUAGAAUGUGCAAGAGCAGUACAUCUUCCCAUGAGCCCUGAAAAGGUCAGGCUUCUAGAGAAACCUCCUCCUCCAAAGCCAAGAGGAGAGUCCAGGGCCCUUCAGCCGGAACCAGCCUGAUCCCCAGCUCUUUCUCUGACUGCCAGAGCCACACCGGUCCCACCCAGGGUCCUCACUAUGUAUCAUGUGCUGGGUCUCCGCUUACCUUUGCAGUUCUAUUACGGUAGCUGGCGGCUGGGGCGGUGACCCGGGAGUUCCUGCCACCUUCACUCCUACCACUGAAAGAAAAGGAUUAGAAAUAGUUCCUGAGAUGCCCCUGAGCACAGGUUGGAAACUCGUAAGGGAACAGAAGCUGCUGAUGUGGGAACACAAGGCACCACAGGUAAAAGCCACGAUCUUCCUCUCCCCACAGACCUGUCUGACACCAGGCUGGGCCGAAGUGACCUGACCUUUUCCCAUGUCUCCUGCCUGCCCCAAGCUCCGUUCCCAGGCUCCUGACACUCACCUUGCUCCGUAUCUCCCUGCAGGCCCGCGGGGGAAGGAGGGCACAAGGUUCUCUGGGUAGAGGUUUCGAACAGGGUGAAUCACUGAAAUGUGCCCAGGGGCCACGGCCCCAUUAUGGCCAUUGCCAUUCUGUCCCCGGAUGUCCUGGCUGUCAGAGUUGUUGAGCUUCAAGACACGAGGAGGGCUGGGCUGGCACCCAGGCCUGGGGCCUGACAUGGACUUUGACAGUCGGUUAUAGGUAGCCAUCAUAUUGUUAAUGGGUCUGUUGGGGGGCCCAGGGUAGGUGGGCCCUUUAGCCGUUUCCUGCUUGGUGUCAUCCAUGUAGCCAGAAGACAGGUCUCCUAAGAAGAGAAUGAGGGCUUUAGGGGAAAAGCCUGCUCUUGCUAUUGGUGCUGGAUUCGGGGCAGGAGCAAUAGUAUGCUGGACAGAGGAACCCACCCUUCCAGGACAAAGCUGCACACUCCUUACUCGACGCCCCUCCUACAGCCUCCUAACUAUUCAAGCCUCAAGCUGGUGAACAACAGUGUGCAUACAAGCUUUAAAAAUAACUUCUAGUGGGCUUUGUAGUGAUUAGGCUUUUAAGGGCCUGAAAUAAUAAUACAAAUAUGUUUGAGUACCCUAAGCACAUACAGUAAAUCCUGUCAGAAGGCAAACCCCAAUAUUUUCUACUAAAAGGAGAGAGAAAAAAGUAGUAAGAUUGCACUCUGUCAAAGGUGGAAAACUUGCGAGACCUGGAAAAACUAGGCAGUCCCCUGGAGUUCUGGCUCUCACAGGUUUCACUGUAUCAACUAGGAGCAGGGCAAAGGCAGCCAUACUAAGGUCUGCAGAUUAUCUCCAAACAACCCACUAUGUGCACAGAUAGGGGACCUAGAGCUGAAUAAGCACUGACUACCAAGCUUGUCCCAUGACUGAUCCCAAAGCCAUUACCCUUUAAACCCACUCAGCUAUAAGGCCAGCUCAGUCUAAUGUGGACCACAACUACCACAGGAGAAUCCCCCAUGAGACCCUAGUGGCCUCGGCACUUUGGGAUUCAGGUAACCCCCACACAGGAGCAGAUGAGAACUGGUAAGCAGGCUUGAGCCAGCAGUGGACCCGUGGCUGUGGCUGAUACCCUGGUGUCUGACACGCCUCCUGGGCAGCUCUGGUGAGGUUUCUCGAGGCCGGGAAUCCUGUCUGGGAAACCCCUCCAUCACAUGGUGGUUUGCGGUGGCUGGGCGUUGGUCACACUGGUCCUGACAAGAAAACCAGAAUGAGUCCCUCUGGAUUGAGCCACUCGUGGAAGAGGGAACGGCAGUAGAAGAGGAAGGAAGAGCGGGUUCCUUGUCAGGAGGGAGCUGUGAUGGCCUCUGAGAGGAAGGCCCUGGGACUCAGGAAUGGAGCAGUCAUUCCCUCUCUCACCUAAGGCUGUGACAGUGGCACUUUGUGAGCUGCGCAGGGAUGAAGGAAAGGCUUCUGGGUCUUGGGAGCCCAGAAAAGCAUUUUACUUUGGCCACAGAGUAUUUGUGUGGUUGCUUAUUUCACAGUCUCCUCUAGGAGACAAGCAGUUGCUUGCAGAAAUGAAAUGUAUAGUGUUCUGUCAAUAGCUAUAUGGCAUCGACUACGGAAACGACCCUAAAGAGACCUGUAGUGUUAGCUCCCGAGAACAAACAAAACUGGACAGAAAGUGUAUGUGCCACUAAUGGGUUGGAAUUCUAGACUGUAAAACGGAAAAGGACCUCUGAUUGUCCGGUCCAACUUCCUCAUUUACAGAUGUCCCCGGUGAGGGGACAUGACUGUCCAAAACUAGACCCCUUCUAGGCAUCCUAGAAUUCAAAUCUCAAUCGCCAUCACCACAGGAAGAGCCAAAACAAGGAUGCAACCCGUGAUGUCAGGAAAACACCUCUAACCCCCCUGCAAGCCCCCCCAUAAAUGUAGUCCUGGCUCUCAGUCCUCAGCGUAGUGACGUGACAGUUUCAGCCGCCAGAGCACAGCGAAGGCCUCGGUCAGCUCAUACAACAGGCUAUGGCCAGAAGCAAGCAUGUGGAGUCCUGGUCAGGCAGGAAUGUGACUUACAGGCUAAAGAGCAUUCUAGGCUCUGCAAGCCUCAGGUUCACACGGGGUCAAUGUGGGGUCAAGGAAUCUUACCUGGUGAUGAAACAGCACCUCCUCUUCCAGCUGCACCCCACAGAAUUCACAGGGGAUGAUGAUGCUGUCUUCCACAGGGGGUGAAUUGGGCAGGCCCAUCAAAGACUCUAACUGGUUAGCCUGCUGCAGAAACUUCUGGAAGAUGACAUCAGGGUCCUCCACCACUUUGAGGGGAGAGCUGCCCGUACUGAGCGGAGGUAAGGCACAUGAAGGGUUACAGCUUGUCUGUCAUGCAAAAAACAUAGGUUAAAAAAAAAAAUCACAGGUUAAGGAAAAAAACUAUAUUCCUAAAACAUUUUCUAGAGGAAAUCAACAAGUUUUAAUAAUGCUUCAUACUGGGACAGCAGCUAAAAAGGGUUAGGGAGACACAGGACUUUUGGGAAGCAGACAGGUGAGACCCCUAACUUCGCUGUCAAGAGUGUCUCUCAGGAAAGUCUCCUGAAAGUCAUAUCUCAACUAACCCUACAAGUAAGAGACCAGCGUUGUUGGAUGUGCUGAAAAGGCAGAGCAGAGGGCCACACGUAUUCCAGGCAGAGAAAGUAUCUGCAAAAAAGAUCCCUGACCCUCCCGGGGAACUGCAAAUACUUUAGUAUGGCUCCAGUAAAUCAGAACGUGGCUUGUGAUGGUCAGUGGAGGUGGACACAGGUAUGGAGGGAGCACUACUUGUUCUGUGAGGGGACAUGGCGGAGUUCAUGCCCACGGCCACUCACACCAGGGGAAAAGCACACUUGCUACUCCUGUCACAGGCACUGUAUUAACAUAGUUUGCUCAAGACCUCAGGUAGCCUGUAACCCCAACCACGGCCUGCACAUACGCUCUCCUGAAAGCCCUUGAGGAGUGCCCAACGCACCUGGUGGUCAAUCAGCAGUUCUUCUGGGUAGAGCUCCUCACAGAAUUCACAAGGCAACAUGGUCUCGCCGGCCGCACCUAGGUACCAGGCCACACGGUCAGACUCAAAAACAAUCAAAACGGAUCGGACUUCAACCUUUCAUCGCCCUCAUGGGGAUUGAUAUAAAAGUUUGACUUUCUCUGAUAUUCCUUAGAUGUAGCAAUUUGCGGGGCUGUAAAUCCUCCAAGGGAAACCUUCUAAGAGGCAAGCCCUAGGCACAAGCUUCCACAUGGAACAGGGUGUUUGCUUGUCAGCACGUUCCCGAGUGGUAGGAAGUAGGAGUUCACCUGCUGCUCUAAUUAGGGAUGAGACUUCCAUGUGAAACAGCCCGAGGCACUAAUCCAAGAGCUUUCCAUGCAUGUUUUUUAUCCUCAGAGAAAACUUAAGUAGAUUCUACGUUCUACUGGCGGACAAAUCUUAUGAGACAUUCUCCCAGUACAAAACACCCAAAACUGUGGACUAAAAGUAAGUUAAGUCAGUAAAUACAGACUUUUUAAACCCGGGGUUCCCAAAACAGUGAGACUGCUGAAUAAAUGAGGGUCAACAGUGGGAGGAGGUAAGGAAAUGCACCUAUUCAGCCUUGGCUCUCGGUAGAAGGGAGUGAAGUUUCUAUUAAGGCUCAGUAACUACAGCUUGAUUGUUCCAUGGGUUUGAGGCCAGAAUCGACAUUUAUGGUUUUAAUUUUUUUUUACAUCUAUAUUUUUAUAUAAAUUCACAUUUAUGAUUUUAAAAAGCCCAAGGCAAAAACUUAAAUUUACCCCAGUUGGUCAUGAUCCCUGGUGCCUGCUAGAAGCAUACCUAAUCCUCUUAGAGGAUCACAGCAGAAAACGGGACAUUAACACACACGCACACGCACACACGCACACACACAUGCACACGCACACACACACACAGUAGUAAGUCACCAGAAGUGACAGUCAGCAGACACACCAAAAAAAGACUUUAGAUACUGGUAUUUUCAGACACAAAAGUAAGUAUAUUUAACAUGUCUAAACAUGUUAAAGAGGGAAUGAGAUACGACAAAAGAACAAAGCUUUUUGGAAAAAAAAAAAAAAACUAGGCACACUGAAAAAAGAAUCAAAUAGUAUUAGGAAUGAAAAAACAUAAUCACUGAAGUAAAAACCUCCAUGGACAUAUUAAAACAACACAUUAGAAAUAGCUAAGGAGAAAAUCAGUGAACUAGAAGAAAUAAGCCAGAAUGUAGCAAAGAGUGACAAAGAAAUGGAAAAUGUGAAUGAGAAAGAGCCAUGAGGCUAGUGUAGAAUAAAGACACUUACCCUUUAUGUCACUCAGAGCCCUGGGCCCUCCCCGGGACUGGUCUGCCUCACAUACCGCCCUCCAGAAGUCCUGUUCUGCCAUGUGGGGGGCCUGACCCUCGUUCUGAAGACUUAGGGCCAACAUGAAGUCCAAGUUUGCACUAUCUUCACCACCUUCUUUGGGGGGCUGGCGGCUUCUAUUCCUCUCCUGCCUUUCUUGUUCUUCAACUUAAAAAAAAAAAACCAACAACCAACACUCAAGAUACAU